AUGGCUCCAGUCAGCCAAUUAGAAAUUAUUUCUAAUGAAGAGUCUCACGAAUUGGCUUGUAAUGUUGCUAUCUCCAUGAAUAACAUCAACAACAACAAGCACAUGCAAGAAAAUUUGGAAGUUGUUGGAGUUCUUGUGGAACGAUUUUCCAAGUUGUUUGCUUUAGCAACUCUUCCAGAAAAUUCACCAAAAAGCAGAAACUAG
Clunio marinus is the source of this 204-nucleotide messenger RNA. The record is from the annotation of a GenBank genome assembly. NCBI's taxonomy places the organism in Eukaryota, Metazoa, Arthropoda, Insecta, Diptera, Chironomidae.